UUUUUGCCAUUGAGAGCUACGUAGAUACUAAAGAGAGAGCGGCAGAGAGACAGGGCACGUAUCUGUUCACAGACGGCAGAAGAAGACAGAGGACGACUUACGUACCCAACGGAGGCUCAAGGCGGAGCGAUGAUGCUGUGGCCGCGAUCAAGCGAUGAAGGCGACGACGAGUGGGCUUAUCUGAUUUCCGUCGGCGACUGCUUGGACCUGGGGCCGGACAAUCUACUUACUGCCGGUAAUUACGCCGACGAUUUAGACUCCCUCCCUAUACUGCAGACAACCCAGCGGUACGUCGACACCAUGCAUGAUUUAGAUGCUCUUCUUAACAAGGACCGUGACUUAGACCACCACCGCCCCGAGUACCAGGUCAUAGUCGACUGCAACGCGUUGUCACUUGACAUCGACGACGAGAUUCUCACCAUCCACAACUUCAUCCGAGACAACUACAGGUACAAAUUCCCUGAGCUUGAAUCGCUCGUUCUUCAUCCCAUCGAUUACGCCCGACUGGUUAAAAAGAUCGGCAACGAAACGGACCUGACCCUUGUCGACCUGGAAGGCCUUGUACCCUCUGCCAUGAUUAUGGUAAUUUCGAUUACGGCUUCAACCACCGGCGGCAAACCACUCUCGGAGGAAGUCCUCCGGAAGACAAUCGACGCGUGCGAUCGCGCUCUCGCUCUCGACUCGUCGAAGAAGAAGGUGCUCGAUUUUCUGGAGAGCGGAAUGGGAUUUGUAGCGCCGAAUCUUUCUGCUGUUGUAGGGAGCGCAGUCGCGGCCAAGCUUAUGGUGGCUGCUGGUGGUCUAUCGGGGUUGGCUUUUAUGCCUUCUUGCAAUGUUCUGCUCCUCGGUGCUAAGAAAACGGACUUAGCAGGUUUUUCUACCGCGACGUCCCUGUUUCGCGUGGGCUAUAUUGAACAAGCGGAGAUUUUCCAGAGUACACCCCCUCCUUCGAGGAAGCGUGCCUGCAAGCUACUGGCUGGAAAAUCAACACUGGCUGCACGCUUAGACUCUCUUGGAGGAGAUCCAACUGGGGAGACAGGGAGAGGCUAUCAUGAUGAGAUUCGCAAAACUAUUGAAAAGUGGCAAGAGCUGCAGCCAGCCAAGCGUGCUAAACCGCUGCCGGUUCCUGAUUAUAAGCUGGCCAAGAAGAAGAGAGGAGGCCGCCGGUUGAGGAAGAUGAAGCAAAGGUAUGCGAUGACGGACGAGAGGAAGAAGGCAAAUAGGAUGAAGUUUGGAGUUCCUGAAGAGUGAAGAGAGUGGUGAUGGACUUGGAGAAAGGUAUGGUAUGUAUGUUCAGGCUGGGAAUGGAAGGUUGCGUGUAUCAGUUGGCAGGAGAAAACUUGCUGCAAAAGUAGCUAAGAAGUUCAAGGAAAAGCUCUGUGGAAGCAGUGAUGCUACCUGAGGAAUUACUUCAAGUUUUUCCUUUACACCUGCCCGGGUUUUUAUUCCACUCCUUAUUUUUUCCUAAGCAUAUCUCUAUUGAUUUCAAGUUGCAUUCAUGUUCUAAUUUUGCCAUUUAGUAGACCUAUAUCUGUGGAUACUAGUGGCAAUUUCGAGUUCUGAUUUACCGAUACUGCUACUUCUGACCAUUCUUUACAAAAAUUGUGAUUUUGCAGGCA
This is a messenger RNA of Rhododendron vialii, 1616 nucleotides long. Its product is annotated as U4/U6 small nuclear ribonucleoprotein Prp31 homolog. The transcript is spliced from 2 exons. The record is from RefSeq and is a predicted model, not a curated record. Gene Ontology annotation, biological process: spliceosomal tri-snRNP complex assembly; mRNA splicing, via spliceosome. The coding region runs from base 130 to 1248 and encodes 372 amino acids. Gene Ontology annotation, cellular component: precatalytic spliceosome; U4/U6 x U5 tri-snRNP complex; U4 snRNP. Lineage: Eukaryota; Viridiplantae; Streptophyta; Magnoliopsida; Ericales; Ericaceae.